UCGACGUCCAAAUUAUUAUCGGUGGUAUCCGCUGCCUUCGCCAUCGUCUGUGUCUAUUUUGUUAGCUCCCGGUCCACCAACCACAUCCCAAACUCAACGGAGUGCUUACGUUUUGUGUGCGCGAAGACCCCCACCCCAGUGAACGCCUGUAAACGACCGGUUCCGGUUCCGGUGCCACACGAAAUUUGCCGCUACGCCGCCUACUGUAAAAAAAACCCUUAACCCUUAACCUGUCCUUCAAACCGAGCAGCUGGUGGCAACACAUGCAAGCUGGAAAUCCGACGCAGGAAGCCAUCAUCCCAGAGAUGAGUGCGUGGUGUUGUUGAGCUCGGACCCAUUUGAACUCGGGAGUGAAACGCUCAGGACGCGCAGAAAACCUUUCGACGCCGUGGGAAAGCCAAAUUCACCGUGUGCCGCAACGAUGGAAGUAACCGAACCGGGUUCCUUGUGCAAUCGUAGCCACCGCCUCCGCUUCACCCUCAGCUAGCUCACCUUUGGCCGUCGGCUCGGCAGGUGAACGAGGUAGUCGAGUGAGCCCGGAAGAGACGAGAAGGGAAGGACGCACCGCGACGGCGGUGACGACGACGACGGCGACGAAGACGAAGACUACGAGAAGCAAGGAUCGGAACCACCGGCAACGUGCGUGCGCGAAUGAAUGUGGGUGUGUGUGUGUGUGUAACGCGGAAAUGUGUAUGUUCGUUGCGUAAAAAGUGAAUGUGUGUUUGCCUGGAUGUAUGUGUGUGUGUGCAUGUGUCUGUGUGUGUUUGUCUCUAGUGGUUCACAUGUUGUGGCAGUGUGCGUGAAAAGUGCGUGUGGAGUGUUGUUGUAGAGAAACGCGAGUAGGCGAAUGCUGCGGGAGCCAACAACAAUCGCGAAGCAUAUCCAAUCGAAGCUGGCCCAACGGCGCAAGGAUACCGAGGAGUGAAGCACGAGCACCGCAGGAGCCGCAGGAGCAGAAGUAUCGAGCUAACGGGUUGUUUUGUUUGCUCGGAAUUACUUACCAACGUUCUUUUGCUGAUCGCUCCGGAAUUACAGAAAAUUGCCGGAACGGAAGAAAUAAAAAUAUCGUCACCGAAGAGCACGCGUCUGUCACAACCGAGAAAAUGGUGAAGGAGAAACCCAACUCCACCAGAAUCUACGAUAAGGAAGGCUACCGCCGCAGAGCAGCGUGCAUAUGUGUGCGAUCAGAGGCCGAAGCGGAAGUUUUAUUAGUCACGUCGUCCAGACGACCGGAACUAUGGAUUGUGCCGGGCGGUGGCGUCGAGCCGGAAGAGGAAGCUUCAUUGACGGCUGCCAGAGAAGUAUUGGAGGAAGCCGGCGUCAUGGGUGACCUUGGCCGUUGUCUUGGUAUUUUUGAGAACAGCGAGCACAUGCACCGUACGGAGGUGUUCGUAAUGGUCGUUACGCAGGAACUGGAAGAGUGGGAAGACUCGAAAACAAUCGGCCGCAAGCGCCAGUGGUUCUCGAUCGAGGAAGCAUUAUCCCAGCUGGCGCUUCACAAGCCAACCCAGCGAACAUACCUGCAGCAGCUGCGUCACUCGAAGCACCGCUGUCCCACUUCUGCACCACCAAUUAUCUCCGAGCACGGCGAUGACGGGUCCACGCUCGAACCGACCACCGAUGGGACGACUGAGGAACCGGCCACUUCCACGACACCGACGGCAAAUAACAGCGGCGAAACCGAAGCGGUGGCCACCGGUGACCAGGAAGAGCAGCAGACGUCGUCGUCAUCGCCAACACCCGCCGAGGGUGAUGCGGAACCCACCACAGCCCCAUCACCUCCACCGACUCCAAACACUUAAACCCAAUCUAAUGAUCAACCGGAGAAGAGAAUACCUUUCGUAGGCACUCGUUUUAUUUCUUCAUAUUUUUUCCGUUUAAGCGUUUUCUACAACCAUGUUUCCAGCAGUGUUUUCUGUUGUCCACAUCACCAGCGCUGAAAAAAACCUGAAGCAGUUAAUUUGAUUAUCUCGAAUACCAUAUGGACAGCUUGUUCGUCAAUAUUUGUGGUUAAGAUUUAACAAGCAUGCAAACUGCUGAUGUGUGGCAUAAGUGCUCUAAGAUGUUGAAAAUGUUAAGAUGCAAUAUCCCUUCUAACAUGCAAUACAGUGGAAUUUGCCCCCUUUCUUCGUCUUGAUUGAACACAAGGAACAAAGAUUGAAACGAAAUUGCCGUCUGAACUAUGUUAAAUGGAUUUCGUUUCAAAUGUGUUUCUAAUCCCCGCCCCCGUUGGGGGGUCUAGCGCCAGCAGUAUGGUUUGAUACGAGAUUAUUAAACCACAACAUCGUUUACUUGAAAGGCUUUCAUCGCAAGCGCCACACGGCGAAGAGUGAUAGGAGGGCACAUAGUUAACGGUUAACAGCAGCAUGCGACCACUGCGAUAUUAACUAAUCCACACAUAAACUGAAACACUCAUAAGCAUGCACUUUUCGGAUCUUAAACUAUAAUCUUCACGCUCUCCAAGAUAUUGCUGAUUUUGCGACCCAUGAGCUUAAGAAAUCUUACAGAGUAGAAAC
Molecule: messenger RNA, 2516 nt
Organism: Anopheles cruzii
Lineage: Eukaryota; Metazoa; Arthropoda; Insecta; Diptera; Culicidae
Gene: Aps
Product: diphosphoinositol polyphosphate phosphohydrolase 1
Exons: 4
Coding region: 1104-1802 (232 amino acids)
Biological process (GO): diphosphoinositol polyphosphate metabolic process; diadenosine pentaphosphate catabolic process; adenosine 5'-(hexahydrogen pentaphosphate) catabolic process
Cellular component (GO): cytoplasm; nucleus
Molecular function (GO): bis(5'-adenosyl)-pentaphosphatase activity; endopolyphosphatase activity; diphosphoinositol-polyphosphate diphosphatase activity
Source: RefSeq, a predicted model, not a curated record